Molecule: messenger RNA, 402 nt
Organism: Colletotrichum costaricense
Lineage: Eukaryota; Fungi; Ascomycota; Sordariomycetes; Glomerellales; Glomerellaceae
Exons: 2
Coding region: 1-402 (133 amino acids)
Source: RefSeq, a predicted model, not a curated record
AUGGGACGACUGUUGAACAGAUGUUUCUAUACUGGGCCUGUUGUUGAUGUCUAUUAUUUAUCAGCGAACGCGCAACACCAGUACUUUGACACGAAGGAGCGACGUGCGAUCUCAUGUGUCAGCUGCGGCGACCCGCUACCGGAGGAGUUCCAUGAUCUGGUCAAGCUGGUUAGCAUGGCUGUCAAGAAGGAUGCGAAGGCCGGCACUGUGGUGGCGAGGUUCUACGAGCUGCUCCUCCUGGUUAAGAUCUUCAGGGCCGAGUCGGAGAUUGAGAAGCUAGCCAAGACCGAAUUGCGAGGCGCUGGUGAAGGAGUUCCUCAAGAAGGGCAACAUCACCAGAGGCCAGGGCGACACCAACGCGAAGCUACUAAAGACGGCCAUGCAAAACAGCUUGAACCUUGA